Molecule: messenger RNA, 1980 nt
Organism: Trichogramma pretiosum
Lineage: Eukaryota; Metazoa; Arthropoda; Insecta; Hymenoptera; Trichogrammatidae
Product: reticulon-4-interacting protein 1 homolog, mitochondrial-like
Exons: 9
Coding region: 429-1871 (480 amino acids)
Cellular component (GO): mitochondrion
Molecular function (GO): oxidoreductase activity
Source: RefSeq, a predicted model, not a curated record
AUUUCAAUGUGAUUUAUAACCUCUCACGAUUAAAGAGUAAAUCAAAAAUCUCACAUUUGGCAACGAAUCUCACUCUUUACAAUCAUUUUUGAUACUGAUAGCGUAAUAAUCGCAGAAUCGUUGACAUGAGCGGUCGCGAUUCAUUACAAUUAUUGUAACAUUAAAUGUGAUAAUUACAGGUAUUAACGACAUAAGCACACUACAGUGCGUGUGUGUGUGAUGCACUUGUUUAUUAUCACUAACACUGCAGUGCGUAAAACGACCGAUCAUGUGUUCACUCAUGAAGUAAAAAAAAAAGAAAAAUAGCGAUAUGUCAAUUACUAAUUGACAUGUACGAUGCACUUUUGACACUGCACUAAUAUUUGUGUUUUUACUAUUAUCAAACGAGACAAAAAUUAUAUAUUUUAUAAUUGUAAAUCAAUGAAACAAUGGAGGAGAUUAUGUUUAGAUUGUCCAAUCAGCUUGAAACGUUACAGAUUCAAGCAUCUGUAAGUGCCCAGCAAGGUCAACAAAUUCUUGGUUCAUGGAUAUCACAAGGUCAACAAACUUUCAAAGAUCUAAGUGAUGAUUUGUAUGGACAAGAAAUAAAACAAUUCAUCCAGCAAAUUAUUACAUUGUUUCAAGCAGAAUUAAGAAAAAUUAAUUAUCAGUUAUCUACUAUAAAUUUAAAUCCAAAAUACAUCUACUACAGGGUGUUGAAUUUUUACUCUGCCAAAGUUUCCAAAAGGGAGUUCAUUUAUUUUUUUACUGGCAUGCUUAUAGGAGGUGUGAUAGGGCAUUAUUGGGUGUUAAAUAGAUUUUCUCCAAAACAUCUGCAUCAUAUGAAAGCUAUUGUUUGCAAUCAUUAUAUUGGUGUGGAGGGUGUUUCGUUGAUUGAAGAUGCUGAAAUGCCUACGAUACAGAAACCAAACGAAAUUCUAAUUCAAGUAAAAGCAGCUUCGAUCAAUGAAAUAGAUGUACAAAUUUGUUCCGGGUAUUCAAGGGCUUACAGAAAAUUACUUAAUUCUGGGAGGUGCAAAGAUCUUCCUGUAAUUUUAGGUAGAGAUUGUGCAGGAGUGGUUGUAGAUAUUGGUCACAAUGUGAUAAACUUUGAUGUUGGGGAUAAUGUAUUUGUUGCUGUACCAUCAUGGUCUACAGGAACAAUGGCAGAAUAUAUUGCUGUUCCUGAAAACCGAGUUUCCAAAAUGCCAAAAAUUUUACCAUAUGAGGCAGCUGCUAGCUUACCUUAUAGUGGCUGUAUAGCUUGGCAUACAAUAGUUAAUUGUUCUACUAUUGAAAUAGGAAAUGCACACGGAAAAAGGGUUUUAGUAUAUGGUGGAAGUACUCCUGUUGGUUGUAUUUUAAUACAAUUAGUUAAGGUAUGGGGAGGGUAUGUUGUUACAAUUUGUAAACCCCAAGCUGCAUCUGUGAUAAAAGCAUUAGGAGCAGAUGAAAUUAUUUUAUUCAAUGAUACUGACAUCUUUAAACAAUUAGAAACACGUGAUAAGUUUGAUGCAAUUUUUAAUACUGGUAGACAAACUGUUGAUGAUAAAAUUUUAAGGAAACAUUUAGUUCCUAAUGGAUCUUAUAUAUCUACUGCCCCUGAAUAUUUAAUAUCAGAUUCUUUAGGAUAUAUAACUGGAAGCCUUUUUUCUGGAUGUAUACGGAUAAAAUUGCUGUUACAAUAUGUUUUUGGAGCUACCAAUUGUCAUUGGAAAGAGGGUUCUAAGCUGAAUUCUGAUUUUUUGCAGUCUCUACAAGUGCUAGCUGAUUCCAAAAAGCUUCAGCCUAUUUUAGAUCGAAUUUACACAUUAAAUUCUGUAGAUCAAGCUUUGUCUCAUAUUUUAGAUUCAAAUGCAAUUGGUAGUACUGUUAUAAAAUUUUCUCAAUAGAUCAAAAAUCUCUGCUACAAUAUGAUUGUAAAUUUAUAUUGUAUUCUUCUACUUCAAAGUUUAUAUCAUAACUAUGUUUACAACAGACACAUGUAAAAUGUAAGCAAUG